Molecule: messenger RNA, 2485 nt
Organism: Mercurialis annua (annual mercury)
Lineage: Eukaryota; Viridiplantae; Streptophyta; Magnoliopsida; Malpighiales; Euphorbiaceae
Product: receptor-like serine/threonine-protein kinase NCRK
Exons: 11
Coding region: 280-2187 (635 amino acids)
Biological process (GO): protein phosphorylation
Molecular function (GO): protein kinase activity; ATP binding
Source: RefSeq, a predicted model, not a curated record
UUCAUAAUCAUAAUUAUUAUAAUUAUGAAGUAUAUUACUUUUAUGGUGUCAAUUUCAAUUCCCUAAUUUGGAUUCUUUUGUUUACUCAGCUAAUCUUUAUUUUAAUUUCUAUAUUUAUUACUUUACUGGGUUUAUGCUACAAAUCAAUCCUUGACUGUGACUAGCUGAGUCUGAGUGUGAUUACAUUGGAUUCGACCGCCCUAUCUUUUCAGAUUGGAGGGUUUAAGAUCAGAGAAGUUCAGAGAGCAAGUUCUUUGUCCUAAUGAAGUUUUAGAGUAAAUGAAGCUUCAAGCGAAAGUUGCCCUUGCUUUUCUCAUCGGUUUAAUUUGGAUUCAGCAAGGUCUUUGUGAUGAUAUUUCGACUACAUCAGGCCUACACAAUUGGAUAUGUACAUGUUCUCUGUCAAGUCAAAGAAAUCAAACCUAUGUUAAAUCCAACUGUUCUACUUCCUGUGAUUGCAAUCCUGCUGGAAGUUCAAAGGAAGGUACAUGGACAUGCACAUGCGCUGCAGAUGGAUUUCCUACAAUAGCCUCUGGUAAUCAUGAUUCCACCUGUUUCACGGCUUGCAACUGUACUUCUGGAUCUCUUUCCCAAGCUCGAGCAAAAAGAAAACACUUUUCUGGCAAGGUUGUUGUGAUCAUUCUGCUAAUUUGUGUCAUACUUACAACACUAGCUUUUCUUGUUUCCGUGCUAUGCUAUGUCUAUCGGAAAGACAAGAGCCCUUUCCAGUCACCGAUAUUAACUUCUGAUGGAGAAACAAGUUACAACAGUGCUACUAAUUUAAUAAGUCUCAAGCCAUCUUCAGUAUCAGAAGCCAGAGUUAGUACUGACUCCCAUCUUAAUCCUAUAUCAGGGUGCUUUCGCCGGGCUUCUUCCUUGUACAGGAGCAAUUCAAAUAUUAUACAAGGCACCAUCAUCCGAUUUUCGUACGCUGAAUUGGAACAAGCAACCAACAAAUUCUCAAAUGCAAACCUUAUAGGACUUGGUGGAAGCAGCUACGUGUAUUGUGGUCAGCUUAGAAAUGGUAAAAUUGUUGCAAUCAAGCGGCUUACAGCUGAGGGAGGCCCUGAUGCCGAUUCUCUCUUUUCAAAAGAGGUUGAAGUAUUAUCAAGACUCCAUCACUGUCAUGUUGUGCCUUUGCUUGGCUACUGCUCAGAGUUCCAAGGGAAACAUUCUGAGAGGUUGCUGAUCUUUGAGUACAUGCCAAAUGGUAACUUGAGGGAUUGCUUGGAUGGAGUUUCAGAAGAAAGCAUAAAAUGGGAAGCUCGUGUUAUAAUUGCAAUAGGAGCUGCAAAGGGCUUAGAAUAUCUCCAUGAAGCGGCUGCUCCGAGAAUUUUGCACAGAGAUGUCAAGUCCACAAAUAUCCUCCUGGAUGAAAAUUGGAGAGCCAAACUCACUGAUCUAGGUAUGGCUAAACGUUUAAGAGCGGAUGGUGUUCCCAGCAGUUCCAAUUCUCCAGCAAGAAUGCAGGGGACUUUUGGCUAUUUUGCACCAGAGUACGCAAUGGUUGGGAGAGCAUCUCUUAUGUCUGAUGUUUUUAGUUUCGGUGUAGUGCUUCUUGAGCUAAUCACUGGUCGACCACCUAUCCAUAAAUCAACGAAAAAAGGAGAAGAAAGCCUCGUUUUAUGGGCCACUCCUUGUCUGCAUGACAGUAGACGAGUAAUUUCAGAAUUGCCUGACCCGCGUUUGAAAGGGGAUUUCCCAGAAGAAGAGAUGUAUAUAAUGGCAUACCUUGCUAAAGAAUGUCUGCUAUUGGAUCCUGAUGCUCGACCGACCAUGAGUGAAGUUGUACAAAUUCUAUCAACUAUUGUACCAGAUAAAUCUCGGAGGAGAAACAUCCCUGGAAAUAUCUUUCAGAUGUCUAUGUCUUUCACACGAAGCAUGAAAAUGGAGUCAAACGUUCCGAAUUCUGACAGACAAGUUGAAGGUCACGUUGAUGUGGCAGAGCUGAGACGAGAGACGUCGAUUAAACACUUAGCUCAAAGCUGUAUUCCAUUGGAUGUUGAACAUCGUCUCUCCGUCGAACAAAAUAUCACGGAAGUGGAUACUAUUUCAUCUGAGUAUAUUGAGAGGUUGCUCCUCUCGACUGCAAAAUCCCGAAGUUGGCAUGCCACAGAUGAAGAAGCUGUCGACUUAACAGAACCUCGAUUUGAAACAUUUCGGAUGGGAAAUGCUAAAAUUCCUUGACUGAGAUACACACACAGUAAGUGUAAGUUUGUUUUGGUUUGUUGAAUAGAGAGGAAGCAAGAAAGUUUUUGAGGAGUUUUCCAUUUUAUUUUCUUCUUUUACAUUUGAAAUUUUAUGUUUCCUUUUACUUAAAGAAAAAGAAAGAAAGAGAGAAUAGGUAAAAAAAAAAAAAAGAAGAUCACAGGCUAAUUGUUAAUAUAGCCUUGAUUAUAUAAUAGUUUAUUUAUAUGUACAGAAAAAAGAAUUGUAGACAAUUGAAAUUGUUUGUUUGGUUGAUGAUCUUUGCCUUGAUGCUCAA